AAUUCAUGAAAUAUCCUUACAGUGUUAUAAACCAGAUUUUAUAGUAAAAUAAAAUAAUGAUUAUAGAUCUGACUACUCUGUUAUCUGACAAAUUUAUCCCGAAAAAGGUUGUAGGGGAGCCAAAAAUAUCAAGACUCUUAGCUAAAGGUGAAAAUUUUGGAAGUGAAAUGCUGAAGGUUGAUUUCGUACUAGAAGAUGAACAGGGAAAAAGAGAAGAAAUGUAUGCCGUUGCAAAAAUACUUCCGGAAUCGGAAUUAUUUAGAAACAUAUUUAAUGUUCAGGUAACUUACACGAACGAAAUGGCUUUUUAUGAAGUAAUUGUGCCAACUUUACAACAAUUUCAAAGAUCAUUGGGAAUUACAGAAAUUAUUGAUUGUUUUCCGAAAUGUUACGCCACAAGAAAAAACAUACUCGGAAACAGUGAUACUAUAACUAAUGAUGCUGUUAUCAUAUUGGAAAAUUUACACGUACUUGGUUUCAGGAAUUGGGAUAAGAGAGCAGGUCUGGAUUUGGAUACAACAAAGUUGAUUCUACGUGAUUUGGCCCUUCUUCAUGGAGUAUCGUUAGCCCUCAAAAUUAAAGAUCCUAAUACUUUCGAAGAAAAAAUUAAACGAUACUGUGUACCUUAUACUCCAUCGCAUCACGAUAUUAUUCCGAUUUUGAAGUUAAUUAUUGAAGAAAAUAAAGAUUUAGCCCAUUUAUCAGAAAAAUAUGUGGGAUGGGGAUUGAGUCCUCUUUCUCCCAUAAACGAACCGUUCGCAUGCUUAACGCACACAGAUCUUUGGACGAAUAAUACGAUGCAAAAAUUAGUAGAUGGUAAAGCGACUUUGAACAAACUGGUCGAUUUCCAGGUUUACCAAUAUGGUUCUCCAGCAACAGAUAUAUUUUUCUUUUUAUGGUCUUCAGUAAAACAAGAAGUAUUAGAGGGGAAACUAGAUUAUUUAUUAGAAUAUUACCACGGAGCGUUACUAGAAGUGCUACAAAAGCAUCAUUGUAAUGUUGACCGUUUUCCAUUUCAAACAUUUUUAGAUGAAAUGCAAUCAGUUUCAAAAUAUGAAUUUGGUCAUGCUUUUAUGUUCCACAAUCUAAUUGUUAAUGUUAAAGAGGGUGGUUACGACCUCGAAAAAUCUGAUGUUAACAGUAUUUAUCAAGAUGUGCCGCUCAACGUUAAAGAGAAAUCUUGGUUUAUGUUGAGAGAAUGCGUGAAAAGGGGAUGGUAUUAGGAAUUAAAUAUUUUUGUUAUAAAAAAUAAAUAAAUAAAAACAGAAAUACAUUUUAUAAUAAAGAAA
This is a messenger RNA of Diorhabda carinulata, 1289 nucleotides long. RefSeq lists its product as uncharacterized. Bases 57 to 1223 code for a protein of 388 amino acids. The record is from RefSeq and is a predicted model, not a curated record. NCBI's taxonomy places the organism in Eukaryota, Metazoa, Arthropoda, Insecta, Coleoptera, Chrysomelidae. The transcript is spliced from 2 exons.